Messenger RNA from Zootoca vivipara (common lizard), 2785 nucleotides. It is a transcript of the gene UBE2G2, whose product is annotated as ubiquitin conjugating enzyme E2 G2. Lineage: Eukaryota; Metazoa; Chordata; Lepidosauria; Squamata; Lacertidae. The record is from RefSeq and is a predicted model, not a curated record.
AUGGUAAAGGGCAACCGGAAGUGGCUCCUCGGAUGGUUCCGGUGACCCGAGGAGCAACAGCUGGCGCCGGAUCCGACUCCCUUCGUCACUGCCUGAGCUAUGGCGGGCACGGCGCUGAAGCGGCUGAUGGCGGAGUAUAAACAGUUGACCUUGAAUCCACCAGAAGGCAUAGUAGCUGGGCCUAUGAAUGAAGAAAAUUUCUUUGAAUGGGAAGCUUUGAUAAUGGGCCCAGAAGACACAUGCUUUGAGUAUGGCGUUUUCCCUGCUAUUCUGAGUUUUCCUCUUGAUUAUCCUUUAAGUCCUCCAAAGAUGAGGUUCACAUGUGAGAUGUUUCAUCCCAACAUUUAUCCAGAUGGGAGAGUUUGUAUUUCUAUUCUUCAUGCUCCUGGGGAUGACCCCAUGGGCUAUGAGAGCAGCGCAGAACGGUGGAGCCCAGUACAGAGCGUGGAGAAGAUCCUCUUGUCAGUGGUCAGCAUGCUGGCAGAACCAAAUGAUGAGAGUGGAGCCAACGUAGAUGCUUCUAAAAUGUGGCGGGAAGACAGAGAGCAGUUUAACAAAAUAGCCAAGCAAAUAGUCCAGAAAUCACUUGGGCUUUAAAAAAAGGAAGGAACUGAGACAUUUGACAAUCAUAGUAUUUGAUCUUUCAUCAGACAGACAGAUGGCAGUACUCCGUGUUGAUAGGAAAAAGCAAAUCUUGCAAAAUUGUUGACUGGGUGUCUUAAUAACACACACAUCCUCUCUCCCCACUCUCUUCCCUUUUUCUUUACCCUUUUGAGAGUGGGGAAUCUCCCUCCACCUAAGACAUGUAAGUAGCUGCGAUACAAGUGGAUUUAGUCAUAGGAAAAAGGUUGCAUAGUGCUGUGGUUUCUUUGCACUUGUGGAAGCAUGGAAGCAUUGCAUAGCAUCUGUGUCUCUUGUUAUAUUUAUAUUUUCCUAACCCUUUUCAGUGCAGUACUGUGCACUUUCUGGUAAUGGGGUUGAGAAGAUCUAUGAAUUAAUAACUGCUCAGCACCAUGGAAAGCUGCUGAAACACCAUUGGACUCCCUUGUCUGGAAAUGGAGAAAUGCCGUUCUAAGGAUGUCUUACUUCAUAAUUGGAUGUAACUUUUGAAGGCCUCAGAUUCUCUCCUCCUUAAGACCGCAAAGCAACCACCCUUGAAGUCCAAUGAGAACAUAGUUAAGCUGCUGGACAAGAGUAUUUUGAGAGCAAGUGAAUUACUGUAUCUAAUGGAGGUAAAUCAGAGAAGUGGCCAAUGUAAUCAGUGUCUUGCUUCCAGGUACAGCAGUCCACCUUCUCAAAUGUAAGCCUUCAUAUUGCUACUUUUGAAAGCCUUCAAGCACUACUAAGUUCCUCUUGAGACAUUAUUUGAACUUGGUACAGCUCCAGAAAGUUUGAUAAAUAAUCCUCAUUUCUAAAAGGUAUUUGUUUCCUCUAACAGCUAUCUCUACUCAUAAGAGAUGCUGGAAAUACCUUGUAUUGCAGCAGAGCAGACUUUCCAAAGUUAGUCUUCAGUCCUCAGCUGACGACACUUAAACCUAAUGCAAAGAGGUUGUCUUGAAUCUAAUGUCACCCAAACUGUAUUCCUAAUAGAAAUCUGGAGAACAAAAUCAAGUGUGAAUAUUAUUUGGAUUAGCAGGACUUGAUGGUAUUCAACUUCAGUUACUCGUUUAUUUUCCUGAGUGUGCUGUGGGAGGGAAUCUUUAUCUUGGAAGCUCUAGACUAAGUACAGUGGUGCCUCGCUAGACGAAUUUAAUUUGUUCCACGGGUCUAUUCUUAUAACGAAAAAUUCGUCUAGCGAAUCCCAUAGGAAUGCAUUGCAUUUUUUUGAUUUUUUUUUUUGCCCAUAGGAAUGCAUUAAUUGAAUUUCAAUGCAUUCCUAUGGGAAACUGCGAUUCGCUAGACGAAUUUUUCGUAAAAAAAAUUCGUCUAGCGAGGCAACCUCCUCUAGAAAAAUCCUUUCUUUAAGCGACAAUUUCAUCUUACAGGGCUUCGUUAAGUGAGGCACCACUGUAGUACUAGACAUCCUCUAAUUUCUUAGUCUAGUACCAGGAGAAUAAAAGUUAUUGCUUUACUUUCUUACUGGCUGGGAACAACUGAGCAGUAAACGGGUUCUUGAUGUGUAUUUCAAAGCCAGGUUAUAUAGCAGUUGACAGCCAUUUCUUACUACAUCUGUACUACUUUAGGAUGCCAAAUUUAAAGUUACAUUGCAAGAAAUACUAUUAAUAUCUCUUGCUUAAGCUUGCAUUUGAAUUAUUUUUAUACUGUUUACAAUUUAAUCAAUUUCCGAUUGAGAGGGAUUAUCAUUCUCUCUGAAAUUUCAUGCAUUGAAAUUCAAUUUCAUUUUUACAGUGGCAUAAUUUCCAGGAAAAAUAGCUCUCAUAAUUUGAUUGAUCCACAGCGGAAGCUGAAUCUAGGCAUUUUUUAGCAGCAUUUUCUGUGGGAGCCGUCCCUGAGUUAGAAGACCUUUCUACUUUAAAAGGUUUUGAGAAAGAGAUGUUACUUUAGGCAUGGAUUAGGGGAGGGUGGAAGUAGUAGUAUUUUUCCAAAACAACAUCUACAAGUGAUGGUUUUCAUGGCAAACAGGAGGUGUUUAUUCUACAAGUUGUAAUUUAGCUUGACGAGUCCAACAAGACAGCAGCAUGGAAAGAAGGUGCUCUUUGUUUAAUGGUGAUUACAUAAGGGAAAGCUGUCCUGGUCUUAACACAGUAUUCAAGUGUAUUUAAACACAUUGUUUUAUAUUGGACACAAAUAUUGUCAAUGAAAAUAAACACGUAUUUUCCUUAAA